AUGGCUUGGGUUCGGAGCAUUUGCAUUGCGCAUUUGUUCUUGUUCGUGCUCUCGGUCGCAGCUCUUUGGCCUCAACCGCGCGUCCUGGUUCACGGCGCUUCAACUGUGUGGAUCUCACCAUCCCUUCAACUCUCUUUCGUGAAUAGGACAUCGGCCUCAUCGUCUCUCUGGGCAACUGGCAAUGGCAUUCAGCAGCUUCUAGGUAGUUUACUUCGCCGCCAGAGCGGAAGAAAGCGUGAUGCCGCGCCCGACGAUAUUGUUGCCGCAUUCGAGAGAGCUAAGGGGUUAAUCUUCAACCAUGGAUUCGUGCCGCGCAUAUUCCAUCCUAAGAACAUCACGUUCGAGCCAGAUAACAACGAGAACAGGCAAAACAUAACCACGCUCACUAUUACGCUGUCGAAGCUGGAACACAUCAUCAGCAAAGAACAAGACCUUAUUCCCAGUGAUGAAGCAUACCUUCUUGAUAUCUCAGAGUCUGGCCAUGCCUCCAUCACGGCAGCAACUAGUCGAGGAGCAAUCUAUGGCUUGGACACCUUUGCCCAGCUGUUCUACGCCCAUUCACAGUCCGCCUCGGAGAGCUAUCUUUCCAUUGCCCCAAUCCACAUCGUGGACAGUCCAGCAUUUGAGCAUCGGGGCAUCAAUCUCGAUAUCUCUCGGAACUGGCUUGCUCCACAGGACGUGUUUCGAGUUCUCGACGCAAUGGCGCAUUGCAAGUUGAACAAACUUCAUUUGCACGCAUCAGAUGCACAGUCCUGGCCGUUGGAUGUACCAGCCCUACCCGAACUGGCUGCCAAAGGAGCGUAUGAUCCGUCUCAGAUCUGGAGUCCGCAGGAUCUACGCCAGGUGCAGCGACAUGGCCACCUACGAGGCAUUGAAGUCUAUCUCGAAAUCGAUAUCCCAGGCCACACCACCUCAGUAGCUGCAUCACAGCCCGAGCUCAUAACUUCUGCAUAUAGAGAGCCUUGGAUAACGUAUGCCGCCGAGCCUCCUGCUGGCCAACUCGCACUAGAUUCGCCCGACGUCAUGGCGUUCCUAGAUACACUAUUCAACGACCUCCUUCCUCGAAACGCGGAGGCGUCGAGCCACUUCCACUUUGGCGGAGACGAAGUCAACACUCACGUUUACGGUCUCGGCUCCGACUCAUCCCUCACAAAAGACAAGAUCCGCGCCCUUGUCCAAAAGGUCAUGGACCACGUCUUCACUAUUGCCGCAAAGCACCAGCAAACCCCAAUCGUGUGGGAAGAGCUGCUCCUGGAGUGGAAUCUCACACUCCCCCAAACCACCAUCAUCCAAACGUGGCGCUCCAACGAGGCGCUCGGGCACGUGCUCGACCGCGGCCACCGCGUGCUGUUCGGCGCCAGCACGCACUGGUAUCUCGACUGCGGCCACGGCGCUUGGUUCGAUCCCGCGAACCCGUCGGACCCCGGCCCUGAUCCGCGGGCCUCGCCGCCGUACAUGGACCAGUGCGCGCCGUACAAGAAUUGGCGCACCAUCUAUUCCUACAAUCCGCUUGACGGCCUGUCGCCUGAGCAGCGCCGCCUGGUGGCCGGAGGCGAAGUGCACAUGUGGAAUGAGAUGACCGACGCAGUGACGCUGGAUGGCAUGCUAUGGCCACGUGCCGCAGCGGCCGCUGAGGUCCUGUGGACGGGAGGGGGGACUCCGGUGAGCGAGGACACGACCAGGCGAUUGGCUGAAUUCAGAGAGCGGUUGCUGCUAGAGGGUAUAGCAGCAGGAAUGGUCCAGAUGGAAUGGUGUUUGCGGAAUAAAGGAGGGUGCUUGAUUUGA
Mytilinidion resinicola is the source of this 1785-nucleotide messenger RNA. RefSeq names its product chitobiase. The record is from RefSeq and is a predicted model, not a curated record. Gene Ontology annotation, biological process: carbohydrate metabolic process; glycosaminoglycan metabolic process. NCBI's taxonomy places the organism in Eukaryota, Fungi, Ascomycota, Dothideomycetes, Mytilinidiales, Mytilinidiaceae. Gene Ontology annotation, cellular component: membrane. The coding region runs from base 1 to 1785 and encodes 594 amino acids. Gene Ontology annotation, molecular function: beta-N-acetylhexosaminidase activity. The transcript has 2 exons.